AUGGCAACAGGAAUUAAAAAGACAGUCAAAGUAGUCGUUGUUGGUGAUGGUGCUGUUGGAAAGACAUCACUAUUGAUCUUGUACACUACAAAGGCAUUCCCAAAGGACUAUGUACCAACUGUAUUUGAUAACUUUAAUUGUCUUGAGAUGUACGAUAACAAACCUGUAAAUUUAGUACUCUGGGAUACUGCUGGUCAAGAGGAUUACGAUAACCUUAGACCAUUGUCAUACCCACAAACAGAUGUAUUUUUAAUAUGUUAUUCUACAGUUAAAAGAGAUUCAUUAGAUAAUAUUAAAUAUAAGUGGCUCAAAGAGAUUAAUCAAAGUAAUGCGGGUACACCUAUAAUAUUGGUUGCAACAAAGACCGAUCUUCGAGAAGACAAAAAGGUACUUGCUCAAUUACAAGAGGCCAAGCAAGAACCCAUCUCUCGUGAAGAAGGUGUUGCACUUGCAAAAGAGAUUGGUGCUGUACAAUUUUUUGAAUGUUCUGCACUCACUGGCAACGGUGUAAACGAUAUCUUUUCAGCCUCGAUCAAGGCUGCCUUUAACAAGACUCCAGCCACCACCUCAUCAUCCAAGAAACCAUCUUCUUCAUCUUCAUCAAAGAAAUCUUCCUCUUCCUCUUCAUCAUCAUCGUCAUCAACCUCUACAACUUCAACUUCAUCUACAUCGACUAGCAGCACUCCCAAACCAGUCGAAAAGAAGAUGAGUUGGGGAUUAUUUAGAAAGAAAGAUCCAAAGACUAAAUAA
This is a messenger RNA of Cavenderia fasciculata, 750 nucleotides long. RefSeq names its product Rho GTPase (gene racD). Lineage: Eukaryota; Evosea; Eumycetozoa; Acytosteliales; Cavenderiaceae. Gene Ontology annotation, molecular function: GTPase activity; GTP binding. The coding region runs from base 1 to 750 and encodes 249 amino acids. The transcript has 3 exons. Gene Ontology annotation, biological process: small GTPase-mediated signal transduction. The record is from RefSeq and is a predicted model, not a curated record.